Molecule: messenger RNA, 1050 nt
Organism: Neoarthrinium moseri
Lineage: Eukaryota; Fungi; Ascomycota; Sordariomycetes; Amphisphaeriales; Apiosporaceae
Exons: 1
Coding region: 1-1050 (349 amino acids)
Source: RefSeq, a predicted model, not a curated record
AUGGGACUGUUCGGCCAGCUAUACCCUUACCCACCAGAAUUAGCGCCGACAACUUCGGCGAUGCCACAUACACACGAUGCGAACGCCACUUCUACUCUUUCAAAUAACACUGAUGGCAAGGCCAGGAGACCCGUGCCAGUGGGUGCCAUAGUGGGUGCUAUCAUUGGCGUUGUUCUACUGGUUAUACUAGUUAUUAUAGCCACUGUUCUCAUUGCCCGACGAAAGAGACGUCAGGCAAGGGUCAAUAACAUGAAGACUACCACGGGCGCAGGAGGUGGAGAUGAUGGCAUCUUACCAUCUAUGCCUGAAGCCGAGCAACGUCGUCGUCUCCAGCUGUCAACGAUCCCCGAACAGGCAAGUCCGAUUUCCCCAGCUGUGCCAUCGGCAGGGAUGUCCCGGUUUAAGUCGACGCGCCGCAGCUACGGACCAGAGUGGCCCAUGGGAUCCACAGACCCGCUUGAGUCACAUCCGGUGCCCACGGACCCGGAGAAGCGGGCCAGCCCGGAACCUAUCCGCACGGGGCCGACGGUGCCCACUCUUCAGCUACCAGCGGUGCCAGCGACGCGGGUUACACCCGCGCCACCGCCAACGUCGCCGAGCACUAUCCUGGCAUCGGAAGAGAUCUCGCCCAGUACGCCGCACGCAGCUCCGGUAAUGUUGCAGAGCCCUCGGCUGAGCUACCAUCCCGUCUCGCCUAUCGACGCGGCGUUCAGCGACGAGGUGGAGAAGCGGGUUAGCCGGCUCGACGGAGCAGCGCCGGCGGCGCCAGAGGCGCACUCACAGCCUCCGUCACGCGCCAGGAGCCUCCUGCCAGAAGCGGAGGAGGUCUCGCCAAUCGACGAGGAUGAGCACGCGGUGGAUAACAGGCUCAGCCUUAUAUCAGUGCCCAGUAUGCACGAUCGAAGUCCCGCUCUAGAUGAGAUCGUCAGCCCUGUGUCGCUUGAGGAGGACGACAGUGACUUGGCGCCUCAGGCUCCGGAAGAGAGUGGGACCGUCAGCCCUGUGACGGUAAGUCCCAUCGAGAGUCGCAGAAGUAGUACGAAAGACUAG